Messenger RNA from Anolis sagrei ordinatus, 4281 nucleotides. Lineage: Eukaryota; Metazoa; Chordata; Lepidosauria; Squamata; Anolidae. The record is from RefSeq and is a predicted model, not a curated record.
AUGAUGUGGGACAACCCAGCAGCAUCAGUAGGAGGAGCAGCAGGAGAAGCAGCUUUGGGUAAAUUAGGUGCCAAGAAAAUGAAUGAUCAAUGUGCUUCACAGAUGGAUGCCAAUUCAAAACUGCUUUUCCUUGAUUCUAGUCUUUACACUGUUCCUGAAGCCUUUGUGGAGGUGACUGUACGUUCAAAUGAGUUGCAUUGUUCACUGGUUGGCCGUUGUCGGAGAGCGUUGUGCAGGAAAGCCAUGGAAGAGAACUACAGGAACAUUACCUCUUUUGGAGGGUUUUCUGUUCAUAGCUCUGACCUGCUGAGUCGCCUAAACCAUCUAAACCGAGGGGAAGAGGCCUGGGUUCCAGAUCUCCAGAGUUCUGAUGAGAGUGCAGAUGAAGGUCCAGUGAAGCCAACACUGAAACGAUGGCCAAAGGGAGGAAUGUGGUGGGAUCGGUAUAGAAGUCCUAGAGAGUACCCUAGUUCAGAGUCUACACUCUCAGCUGACGAACAGGGAAGUGAGGCUGAAGAAGAGAAACCUCAGCAUGGAAGUCACAAACAGACAAUACUUUGUGGAAAUUUAGUGGACAUUUCUAAAGGGAACGGGUCAAAUAGUCUCAAAGAAAAAGAGGCCUGUAGGAAUGGGUCUCAAUUGAAGAAACCUCCUCGAAGCCAGCAAGGAAAGCUAAAGGUAAAUUUAGCAAAUGUCAAUGACAUAACCAAGGAGAAGGCUGUGGGAGAGGAGCAGCAAAAUGCCUGUCUCCACUGUAACAAGGCUUUCAAAUCAAAACAAUCCCUUUCCAAUCAUCUGAGAAUACAUUUUAAAGAGAAUACCUACGAAUGUUCUUCUUGUGGAAAAACGUUUACAGCAAAAAAGAAGCUUAUUGAACAUUUAAGAAGCCAUGAAGAAAAAAAUAUUUGUAAAUCUCCAAGCAGUUCUACAAAGCAUCAGAAUAAUCCCUCAGAAAAAAUGCCUUAUAAAUGCCUGGAGUGCAAUAUGCGUUUUAUGGAGAAGGACCUCCUUUUGGUACACCAAACGGACCAUGGGGCAAAACGGCCCCAUAUCUGCCCUGAGUGUGGGACAGCUUUCAUUCAAAAAGCACAUCUUGACAGGCAUCUAAAAACCCAUCAGCGUCGAAAAAUGGAUAAACCUCCCGAGGAUGAGAAAGAAGCAAAGGUGGAAGAGUCUCCUGAAACACCUGAGAAGGAAGCCUCAGCAGACCCAGUUUGUGAGGCAACAGUUUUGCCAGAGAGUCCCACCAAAGCCCAGGAAGAUGAGACUGAUCUCUAUAAAUGCCAGUUUUGUGGGAGAAGUCUGAGGUCCAAAAGUUUGCUGGUUGAUCAUGAGAGAAUCCACAAGGAAAAGAAAGCUUAUCCGUGUACCCACUGCAACAAAAGCUUCCAUUUCAAACAUGUUUUGUUGCUGCACGAGACAAUCCACAAAAGACCAGCAGCUGGCUACAAGAAGAGGGGAAGAUCACAUCCUUCCUCUGGUUCCAAAAUGCUCCAAACACCAGAGAACCCUUCAAAAGACUCCAUUGAUGGGAAAACAGCUACUCAUAGCAAUGAGGUGGUCCCUCACUCAAGGAGAAACAUGCCCAGGUUGCUCUAUCAGUGCCAAUAUUGUGGCAAAUCCUUGAGCACGAUUGUUACACUUGCUGAUCAUGAGAAACUCCACAUAGAAGAGAGACCCUAUAAGUGCCAUGAGUGUGCAGAAAGUUUUGUUCGAAAGUACAACCUUAUCCGACAUCAAGAGAUCCACUCAAAACAGGAGACUUUAAAGCCUAACAAGUAUUUGAGAAGGUUGAGGAUGAAGAGCCACCGUGUAGAACAUUAUACAAGUCUUGGACGCGGCAUCACUCACAAUGUGCAACUUUUUAGGGACCCCAAAACCUUCCUAGAGGGCAGGUACUAUAAGUGUCAGCAUUGUAGGAAAUAUUUCAAAACAAAAACCUCACUUGUUAACCACAAAAUAAUCCAUAAGAGAAAGACGUCAUAUCAGUGUGUAGAGUGCAAGAAAAGCUUCUCUCAGAAGCAGCAUCUUUUUUCCCAUCAGAAAAAACACGCAAAGAAAAAACUGUCUGUGUGCUCAGAUUCUAUGCAAAAAAUAAGCAAAAAAUGUUUGCAUACAUCUCUCAAACAUGGAAAAUCGUGCAGAAAAAAGCUGGCAUGCAGUUGUCGUCGUGAGAGGAAUUUAAAUUGUAACGAUGCCCUCUCUAGGCAUGAAAGUGGCCACUCAGACCACAGAUGUGUUUUCUGUGGGAAAGGUUUUUUUCAUAUGUGGAAUCUGAAGAGACAUGAAAUGAUUCACCUGAAAAAAGAUGUCUUAUCUAUAACAGGGGAAAACAAUGUUUUGCAGGACUCCGAAGAGGAAAAGAUAAAACCACAGGAAGUAUUUGGAGAAAGAUCCAAGAUUGGAACUCUGGAGGAUUCUGGCCAGGGGGAAAGACAUGUUCAGGUGCAAGCAAAAUUAUCCAGGACACUACACAACCAUGUUCUCCACAGCCACAGGGAAGCAAUCAUUCCUGUCAAGAAGGUUGUGAAACCAGAAAUGAAGCUAAGCAGACAAAACAUUGCUAUUCUACCUUAUAGACAGGACAAACACUACAUCCACCAGCAGUUUCAGCCAAAAAAACAUUCCAAGAAGAAACAUCUCCAAACUUGCCAGAAAGAAAAAAUCUGUGUUGACUUGCAGUUGAGGUCACAGGCCCUGCCACCAAGAAAAUCGAAGAGAGAGAAACAUCUGCCUAGCUGGUGGGCCAGAUUUGGCUUCUGUCAGCAGGAGGAGAUAACACCAAGAAAGAAAUCCCCAAAGGCCAAAGUCUGUAAGAAUGUAAAAGAUUGCAGUACUCCCAAAAAUAACUCAAAUGCAACAGUUCCCUCCACGUUAUUGAAAAAUACCACCAAUAGCUGGAAGCAAGAGAAAUCCUGUUUCAGUUUAUCACACCACAGAACAUUUUCUAGAGAAUCCAAAAUGGAGACUAGUAAAAGAAUUGUUCAAGGGAGUUCAGUCUACCUUGAACAGCAAAAAGGUCUACAAGACGUUCUGGAGAGGAAACAGGGAGACCCUCAGAGAUGUAAGCCAGAUGUUUGUGAGCCCCAGUCUUUGUCGUUGCUCCCCGAAAGCAGUGUUCCUCAAAACUGUGAAGGAAUCAAACCCAUAGAAGCACUCCAAAAUACAGUUUCUCAAAACCAGGAGAAGCUGUCCACCAGGCAGCAACCAGAAGUUCAGUUAAUGCCAUCAGAAGCAGUUGGAAACCUCACUCCACAAAGUCACAGGGAACAAAGAAAUUGCUUUGAACCAUUAAGAACAAAAUUGUUUGAAGUGCAGAAUGGAGCUCCUGAAAGAGAAAUGGCUACUUGGCAUCAAUCUGAAGAAACACUAGCUAAACACGCGUGCAGUCAGUGUACAAAAUCUUUUUGGAGUGAAAUAAACCUUCUCAUACAUGAAAAAACCCACAAAGGAAACAACAAGCCCUUCACUUGUUCUCGGUGUGAGAAAAGUUUCUAUGCUAUACACAGUCUUUAUGUUCACAUGCGGGUCCACACAGUAGAAAAGCCAUUCAAGUGUUCCAAGUGUGACUUUCGCUGCAAUGUAAGUUCUAACCUCAGGAGGCACAAGGAAACCCACGUCCGAGAGAAACCCUUCCCUUGCCUUCAGUGUGAGGAGAGCUUCUGGUUCAGCCACAGCCUUUUUGCCCAUUUGAAAAUCCAUAGUGUGAAGGAGCCUUACAAAUGCCCUGAAUGCAAGCAGAUGUUCUCAAGGAAAAAUAAGCUCAAACAGCACAGGAAAUCCAAACACUAUUCAGGAUCCAUAUCAGCCUGUUCAGAUACAAGUUAGUGCCUCCCUUCUUCUGUUAUGGUGGAUCAUGUGCAUGCAUUCUUGGGCCAUGUGCUUGGUGUGGCAGAGAAGCAUUAUAACCUACCUCUAUGCUGAAUCUGAGACUGGGUAUGGCAGAGUCAGGACUUUCUUCCACACUAAUGGAGCAUCAAGGGGCAAAGGAGAGCUCCUUAAUGUAGUGCAAUGGGUUAUUCACAUGCCUUGUGCUCAAGCAAACUUUUCUUGCACCCACUUCCUGUAAACUGCAUGUGGACAACCCUUUAGAAAGUGAAAGAGUUGAAGUGCAAGAUAAGGUUAACAAAAUACUAGGUUCUGAGUAAGUUUUUUUGAUGAAGGUAGGAUUUUAAAUUUUCUCUGUAUCUCUGGAAGCCUUUCCCAGAAUGGGAAAGACUUCCUUUAUUUUUUUUAACCUUGUGUCUUUUGGGGUUGAUCAAUAGCUUUGACAAAAAUACA